Ostrea edulis (European flat oyster) is the source of this 5254-nucleotide messenger RNA. Its product is annotated as sorting nexin-27-like. Gene Ontology annotation, cellular component: early endosome. Gene Ontology annotation, biological process: intracellular protein transport; signal transduction. The coding region runs from base 35 to 1591 and encodes 518 amino acids. NCBI's taxonomy places the organism in Eukaryota, Metazoa, Mollusca, Bivalvia, Ostreida, Ostreidae. The transcript is spliced from 14 exons. Gene Ontology annotation, molecular function: phosphatidylinositol-3-phosphate binding; protein binding. The record is from RefSeq and is a predicted model, not a curated record.
AUGCAAAUUUUCUAGUUUGGUCACAUGACAUAAAAUGGCAGAUAGCGAAGAGAGCAGCCCACCCUCUUCACCCGAUAUUCGAGAUGACGACCCAGGGAGACCUCGAGAGGUCACGAUUACCAAAUCAGAGACAGGGUUCGGCUUCAAUGUGAGGGGCCAAGUAAGCGAAGGGGGUGUACUGAAGUCAAUAAAUGGUGUGUUGUACGCGCCUCUUCAACAUGUCAGUGCAGUGUUGGAGGGGGGAGCGGCGCAGAGGGCAGGGAUACGGAAAGGUGACAGGAUACUGGAAGUGAACCAUGUAAAUGUUGAGGGGGCCACACAUAAACAAGUGGUGGAUCUGAUCAAAAGUGGAGGUGAUUCACUGGUUUUGACAGUGAUUUCGGUGCCAGAACAGGUUGCUGAGAGAUUGGAGCCUAGCGAUGAUUCCUCUGGCCCCUCCUACAUCGACUAUUCGGAACGACGCUCUCUCCCGAUCUCUGUACCUGACUACCAAAACGUGGAGCAGGGUGGAGAAAAGUUUGUUGUUUUCAAUAUAUACAUGGCUGGAAGGCAUCUAUGCUCAAGGCGAUACAGGGAAUUUGACACAUUGCACUCUCGUUUAAAAAGAGAAUUUCCUGACUUUAAUUUUCCUAAGAUGCCAGGAAAGAAGUUAUUUACUCUCUCCGAGCAGCAGUUGGAUGCCAGAAGGCGGGGGUUAGAACAGUACUUAGAAAAGGUAUGUGCUGUGCGGGUCAUCGGAGAAUGCGACUAUAUGCAGGAGUUCCUGGCUGCUCCUGAAAUUGAUCAAGAGAACAAUCACACAAGCUCAGAAGUGGAACUUAAAGUACUGCUUCCUGAUCGCAAUUUGUGUGUGGUCAAAAUCAACCGCAAUGACACGGCUGACGAAGUUUAUAAGGCUGUUGUGUCUCGGUUACAUUUGUCAGAGACUGCUGCUCACUGCUUUUAUUUGUUUGAAACUGUGGAAUAUAAUUUUGAUAGGAAAUUACAGGAUUCAGAAUUCCCUCACAACAUAUAUAUACAGAACUACAGUACUGCCACGUCAACAUGUAUAACUCUACGACGAUGGCUGUUUUCUCCCGCCCAGGAAGCUAUACUCAACUCCGAUCAACAAGCAAUCAAUUUUCUUUUCUGGGAGGCUGUUGAUAGUGUAAAUAAAGGACAAAUCAAAACAGAGGAUAAAUUGUAUGAACUGAAAGCUCUGCAGGAAUCGAACAAUAGCAUAGAGUACCUUAAGGUGGCUCGACAGUUAGAGGGCUACGGAGAGAUGAUGUUCCCCCAUUGUGCAUGUGAUUCACGAAAAGAUGGUCAUGUGAUAGCUGUGAUAGGAUUCGAGUGUUUCAAGCUCCAUGCCUGCAAGAAUGAUGGAACACCAGAGUCUCAAGUGAUAGAAUUUCAGUGGAAGGAUGUAAAGUCUUAUGAUAUUGAAGAAGAAGGAAUGUCCUUUUCUUUUGAAUAUGAUCGUGCUGGAAAGAAACCUCGUAAUGUUCAGAUAUUAACACCCUAUUAUAUAUACAUGAAGGAAUGUUUUGACCGCAUAUUUGAGGAAAGAGAACAGGAGUAUGUGGUAAGUGAUGACUUUCAAAAUGAAUAGAAGAACUCCCUGAGGCCAAAAAUCAGCUGAAUUGUUGUGUUCUUAUAUACAGCAAAAUUGUUCUGUUGCCAUACCAACAAGAGAAAUUCUAAAAGGUGUUGACGUGCAGUGGUCCGUGAUUUUUGCAGUAUUUUGUCGUUGGUCAUUCUUUUCUUGCAAUAGACAUGUUGCGGGUCAACAACCAUGUGAUUUUCCUACAUCUGUUCGUUAUUUUCAAUUCUCGUUAAAAAUUGAUAAGUCUUUGUUGAUCUAGAUUGUUAUCGUCUUUGUGAGCUAUUAUAUGAUGUGUUUAGCUUGUAUUUUGAAAGACAUUGACAUGAACAAUUUGUGUUUUGUAUCGGUAAAAAAAGUAUAAUCAAUGUAUCAGAUUAAGAUGUGGAAUAUCUAGUCCGUGAUGGUCAAAUAUACAUGCUAUUGUGAACCCAAGUUUGCAUUUGUAUUUUAAGAACAUAUACACUAGUAUAAAAGGGAGUUGAUUGGAAGAUUCUUGAACUCGAUUAUCAUACAUAGAACUGUAGCAAGCAUGGUCUGCAAAAAUUCUGAUAGACAUCCAUCACAAUUUUUUAAUGCACAGAACUGAUGUGUUUCAUAGUCUUAACAUUUUACCCAUGAGGUAUUCAUCUACUGAAAUCCUACUGUUCCCUUUAUGGCCAAAGGUUUAGUGGAAUUUUUCUGAUCAAAUAUUUUGCUGUCUGAUGCUUGAUACUUCCUCAAACUAUGUAUACCCUCCCUAAAAGUACAGGACAGGCUUCAAAUUAGGGACCAGGAAUAAUUUUUCUUGACCAAAAUAUAUGGAGAGACUUAAAGUACAGGUGAGCAUUGUGGACCAUGGGUCUCUGAAGGUUAGUAAGUGUCAUACAUGUAACUCUGUUAGAUUUUUAUGCCGUGUUAAUUUUAUAAGGUUGGGGGUUUAUGAACUCUUAAGAUUCCUUUGUUUUCUGGACAUAUUUUGGUGUCAUCUUGAAGCCGAUGUAUACAAAUCAAAAUAUGUUUUAGGACUGCUUGAUCAAAUUCAUUGUGUAUAAGAUAGUUAUCAUAAUUUACUGCAUGAAAAGAUUGAUGAUGUAUGUUUUGAAAUUAUUGAUGUAUUUGUUGUCCUGAUUUGAGAAUUUUUGUAAUGAUAUUGGAAUGUUUUAGGAUUUCGGUUCUUUUUAAGUCUUAGUAAUUCAAAUUUGUUGGGUGCAUUGGUAAUGUAUUAAUUUCAAAUCAGCAUUAGAGGAAAUGAAUCAUACAUAUCAUAAGAAGUAAUGUACAUUUCUAGUAAGAAAUGAAAUCACUGCGUAGUCUCUGGAAAUGAAAUGAACAAAUUUACAAUAGAAUACUAUACCUAAAGAAUAUCUGCACAGUUUGAUUUUAUGUUUAGCUUUAUUCAGUUAUUGUUGUGUCCUCUUAUGAUGAUAGUUUAGUUUCCAAACUACUAUCGCGUAAACUUGCCAAACUUCUGUAGAUUCCAAAAUAUAUGCGAGGAAUUUAUUAUUGCAUAAUUUCACGAGAAGUAUCACUCAUAAAAUAAAAUUACUCGCUUUUAUUUUGAUAUUGCUGGAUUACCUGUAAAAACUCGUGAUCAACAGACCAGUCACAAAUGUAUGCUCUCACAAUUUGAAGUGUGCGAGUCAUUUUGCGAUAUAAAGUACUCGUGUAAAAUAAGGAAUCUACAGUUUUUGAUUAUGAUAAGUGGAUUAUUAUGAUAACGAACUGUUAUAUAAUUCACAAGUCAUGCAAUUGUAUUGGUAGUUCAGGCUUUCUGAGUGAAUAUUUAUACACCAUAGCAUUGACAUGGUUACAGCGGAUAUUGUCAUGGUUACAGCGGAUAUUGUCAUGGUUACAGUGGAUAUUGUCAUGGUUACAGCAGAUAUUGUCAUGGUUACAGUGGAUAUUGAUGUGGUUACAGCGGAUAUUGACAUGGUUACAUAUACAUGAAGAACUGGUAUCUUGUGUUCUGUUUCCUUUAUUUACAUAUUUCAUCAUGCUAUGUUAGGUGUGUAGUGGGUGAUAUGUAAACUUUACCAUACACAAUUAUGUAUUUUCACACAGAAGCCCGACACACGUGUAAACUGUACCACACACAGGUAAUACAAUUAUGUAUUGUCACACAGAAACCUGACAUGUGUAAUAUGAAUGUGAUACAUUUUCCUGGCAAGAUUGCAGAAAGUAAAACUUUCUUCUUGUACAAAGUGACAUUUAGCAGACAUAUGUUUGUAUAUAGUGACAUUUAGCAGACAUAUAUGUUUGUAUAUACAUGUAUUCAGAUAUCCAGCCUAGAUAAGAAAAUGGCUUCAACAGAAUAUGAUAUUGUUUGAUAUUUUGGAAUCUAAUUGAAUGUUUCUAGCCCUUGAGAAAUAAAUUGAUAAGUUCAUACAACUGACUCAUGCUUUAGUGAAGAUGUUUUAGAUUGGACUAAAAUCCUUUGAAAGCCUGAGCCGCCUCUUUUCCUCGAUAUGAAAAUCUAGAAAACCUUGUCUCUGGCAAAUCUACAUUAAAGGGUCCCAUUAAAUAUAUUGAUGUGUGAAGAUCUGUCAUGAUCAACAUUAACAAGUAAAUUUCUGUCAAUUAUUUCAGAUUCAAAUGUUCCCGAUAUUCAUGAUCCUUUUUUCCAUUAUACUUUAAUUUUAUUUUUAAAGUCAUUUACGAAUAAAUGUGGGUAAACCAUAAUGAAUAAAUGUAUAAAAGUGGUUUAUAUAUACUAGGGCUUUACCUUGAUACCCAAGAGAAAGUAGGUAUUUUAGUACUGUUAAAGAUAAUUUAAGUUAUCAGCAUACACAUAUAGAUGAUGGUGCAUUUUCUCACAUUUCUUCAGAAAGUUAACUGCUAAAACAGGAAAAAAGAUCAUUAUUGGCUUUGUGAAUUGUGUUUAAUGUAAUUUUACAUGCAUUUAAGUGCUAUUUAUAUGCCUCGUUUAUUGUUGUUUAGAUUUUCUCGCAUUGGUCAUUUAUUUUGUAUGGUCAAGCUCUUUGUAAAUUUCUCUUCAUACACCAUGCAUAUCUAUAUGUACUUGCAUUACCUGAUUUUCAUUGAAUUUUACGAGGUGAGGUAUUUCCUUUAGAGGGGUAGAAAAAAACAAAAAACGAGGCUUGAUUGACAAAUAAAACCUUGUCUCCAAGAGUCCAUGUAACGAUGUUAAUAUGACCAUUGCAUCAACCACAGUCUGCAUGGCAUUUAUUUUACUCUAUAGUUUUAGAAAUUGUAAGCACAUAUGAUGUUUCUUGUCAAAUUAUGGUCAUAUUUUUGUUUUUACCAUAAUUAUUAUUUAUGAAAAAACUAAAUUUAUAUUGUUAGAAAUUUUAUUGUUGAAACUUUCAUUAGUGGUAUGUUUUUGUAGAUGUUAGCUUUGAGUUUUUAAUGAAAUAAAAUUUUAAGUUUCUCUUCUUAAUAUAAAGCAGAGAUGACCUUCUAUGCAUCUCUUUAAAUUCAUUGUCCAUGAUAAGUUUACAAAUCUGCAAUAGUGAAAUCAGGAAUUGUCCGUUUCCUGCGUGUAGUUUUUGUUUCGUGUGUACUGUGUACCAUGAUUUUGUUGUGAAGCAUUGAACUUUCGUGUUUUCAAUUGACGAGUUGUUCUACAGCUCAAUUUGAUGUACAGUGUAAAUUCUGAAGCGUUUAUUGUUUAUGUUAAAUAAUAUGUAUCAACAACUGUUUUCAGUAAAAUUAAAAGUUAUGAUUAUGAUA